AUGUCGAACCAGACGGUAUAUUUCGUCACUGGAACCACGCAAGGAAUCGGCUACGAAUUCGUGCGCCAGCUGCGCGAGCGCCCGGGGGCGAUUGUGUUCGCGACGUCGCGGGACCCGGAGCGGGCGACGAAGCUGCAGGCCCUGACGGACCGGGGGAACGUGCACGUCGUCAAGAUCACCAAGCAGCCCGAGGCGGUGCAGGAGGCGAUCGAGGCGGCGGCUCUGGUGAAGAAGGUCGCGGGAAAGGUGGACGUGGUGGUGGCCAACGCGGGCAUCAUCGGACACGAGACCAGCAUCGCCGACGCGCCCGUGUCCCAGUACCAGGACUUUCUGGACGUGAACCUGCUCAACAACAUCGCCUUGUUCAAGGCGCUGCGGCCUCUGCUCCUCGAGUCGGCGCGCCAGGGCAACACGCCCAAGUUCGUCGCCAUCAGCACGCAGUACGGGUCGCUGGCCAUGGUGGAGGACCUGCCGGGCCAGUCGUCGGCGUACGCCGUGUCCAAGGCCGCGCUCAACAUGUUCAUCCGGCACAUAGCCUACGAGGAGAAGAAGAACGGCAUCGUCGCGUUCCCCAUGCACCCGGGCGUCGUGGCCACCGAGACCGUCGCCCCGCUCGCCGAGCGCAUCGGCCUCGCCACCAUCGAGCCCGCUGAGAGCAUUCGCGGCAUGAUGAAGAUCAUCGACCGCGCCACCGUCGCUGACGAGGUGCGUCUGUGGAGGUACGACGAUACCCAUCUCCCAUGGUGA
Molecule: messenger RNA, 747 nt
Organism: Fonsecaea nubica
Lineage: Eukaryota; Fungi; Ascomycota; Eurotiomycetes; Chaetothyriales; Herpotrichiellaceae
Exons: 1
Coding region: 1-747 (248 amino acids)
Molecular function (GO): oxidoreductase activity
Source: RefSeq, a predicted model, not a curated record